GUGCGUCAUGCAUCUGCAAUGACGGCUAGCAGCUAGUGAACUGCUCGCUGGGUGAGGACGCGGAUCUUCUUCUUCUCCUCCUUUCAUGUGGCUCCAUGUUGCUGCUGCAGUAAAGAAGAAGCUACGAGAAGCUGCUCGUGCGCGCGCACAGGCUCCAUGGCGACGGAGGAGUUCUACGAGGUGGAGCGCAUCGUGGACAAGAGGAAGACCAAAAAGGGGAAUGUGGAGUACCUGGUCCGGUGGAGAGGUUACGGUUCAGAGGGAGACACCUGGGAGCCCGAGGGCCACCUGUCCACCUGUAUGAUCUACGUCCACGACUUCAACCGGCAGUCGGCCGAGUGGCAGAGAGACAACACGCUACUGCGCUCCACCCGCAGCAUCGCCAGCCCCCGCUACGGCGCCGCCCACAGGGCGCCCUGCAGGCCCACGGCUCACAGCGACCUCGUCGGAGGACCGGCGGCGGGCUGCGAUCUGGUGAAGCCGACUCGCACGGCCCCCGCCGGCCGCUUCACCAGCAUUCUCAUGUCUCCGGCCGGCUCGGCCCGCCGCGGCGUGGACCUGUCCAAGACCGGCAUCAAGAUCCUGGUCCCGAAGAGUCCGAUGAACAGCCGCCUGGACUCGGAGGACUCCCCCGGCGAGGCGGCUCACGGUCUGGAGGCCGGAGCUCAGGACGCUCACCUGGUCCCACCUGAGGUCGCCUUGCUGGAGAAACCUGCUGGGGUCCAGUUGGGACCUGGAGAGGAGAGGGCCCGCAUGGGGACCAGACCCCGCGGCCCAAACGCCCUGCCGUCGCCUCGAGUACCUGUCACUCCUGCUGCCAUGCGCUCCCUCAGCAGCACGGGUAACGCAGCGUUGAUGGAGGCUGUCGCCGCCAAUGGGAUGUCAGGUGUGCAGAGUGCCGUCACCGGGGCAACGGGGAAGAGGCGUCUGGAGGAACGUUCCGCUUUCGACAAGCGUCUGAGGUUCAGUGUCCGUCAAACCGAGAGCGCUUACCGCUACCGGGACAUCGUGGUGAAGAAACAAGAUGGCUUCACUCACAUCCUGCUGUCCACCAAGAGCUCCGAGAACAACACGCUCAACCCUGAGGUGAUGAAGGAGAUCCAGAGUGCGAUGGCCACGGCAGCAUCGGAUGACAGUAAGCUGGUGUUACUCGGCGCCGUGGGAAGCGUGUUCUGCUGCGGCCUGGACUUCCUGUACUUCAUCAGGCGGCUGACGGAGGACAGGAAGAAGGAGAGCAUCAAGAUGGCUGAAACCAUCAGGACCUUCGUCAACACCUUCAUCCAGUUCAGGAAGCCGAUCGUGGCGGCAGUCAAUGGCCCGGCGCACGGCCUCGGCGCCGCCAUCCUGCCCCUCUGCGACGUGGUGUGGGCCAAUGAAAAGGCUUGGUUCCAGACGCCAUACGCGUCCUACGGCCAGACGCCAGACGCAUGCUCAUCCUUCACCUUCCCCCGGAUCAUGGGCCUCGCCUCGGCCAACGAGCUGCUCCUGGGGGGCAGGAAGCUGACGGCCCAGGAGGCGUGUCUUAAGGGGCUGGUGUCUCAGGUGCUGUGGCCGGGGACCUUCACCCAGGAGGUGCUGCUGCGCGUGAAGGAGCUGGUGGCCGUGGACCCGCAGGUCCUGCGGGAGUCUAAAGCCCUGGUGAGGAACGCCAGCCGCAGUGCCCUGGAGCAAGCCAACGAGCGCGAGUGUGAAGCCCUGAAGAGGGUUUGGGGCUCCUUGCAGGGAACAGACUCCAUCCUGCAGUGUCUGCAGAGGAGCACCGAGCUCUGCUAGGACCUGGACCUGGACCAGGACCAGAGCUCUGCUAGGACCUGGACCAGGACCUGGACCACCGAGCUCUGCUAGGACCUGGACCAGGACCACCGAGCUCUGCUAGGACCUGGACCAGGACCACAGAGCUCUGCUAGGACCAGGACCAGGACCACAGAGCUCUGCUAGGACCUGGACCUGGACCACCGAGCUCUGCUAGGACCUGGACCAGGACCACCGAGCUCUGCUAGGACCUGGACCAGGCUCCUGACUCAACAGCUCUGAGCUGGACAGGAAACACUGAACCUCUUUGUUAAACGGUUACGAACGCUGACGACACAUUUCUGUGCCCUCUUGUCCUCCAGUAAGGGGUUCCUCAGGGUUCCUUGGGGUUCCUCAGGGUUCCUCCCUGGACCCUCUGCUGUUGUGGGAACACCAGGACCCAUGGGGGGGCGGACUAUCAGGUGUAUGUGUUGCUCCUGCCAGACAGCAGCUGACGAGGCCUUCUCUCUCGGGGUUCUCCAGCUCCUGAACCGAGUUCUGCUGAAGAAGACUAGACCUGCUCUAAGCUAGCAGUCCCCCCCGUUUCCAGUCUUUGUGCUAAGCUAGGCUAACAGUCCCGGACCUUUGUGUGUACUGGACGGACAUGAAGCUGAAAGAACCGGAGAACUUAGAACCUGUUGGACGUGGAGGUGUCCUUUGACCUUUGGAUUCUGCUGGGAGGACUAAACCGGAUAUAGACCCUGGAAUGUUUCCCAGGUACCAGAGUGCAUUGUGGGCCAUGUGACCCCAAAUAAACCAACUGGGUCAA
This is a messenger RNA of Pseudoliparis swirei, 2560 nucleotides long. RefSeq names its product chromodomain protein, Y-like (gene cdyl). The record is from RefSeq and is a predicted model, not a curated record. Bases 157 to 1773 code for a protein of 538 amino acids. NCBI's taxonomy places the organism in Eukaryota, Metazoa, Chordata, Actinopteri, Perciformes, Liparidae. Gene Ontology annotation, cellular component: nucleus. The transcript is spliced from 7 exons. Gene Ontology annotation, molecular function: transcription corepressor activity.